CAUUGGCUACUCUUCAGUGGCACUCGUAGGCGGAAACAAUGAGCAGUUUUGGUUAGGCCAAAGUGAAGAUAGAAACUCGUGUUUUGUGGAGUUUUUUGUGGUUAUUUUUUAUUUUUUUUAACUUGGGAGUGUUGCCUCUCUGUUUGUAUUUGGAGCCGAAGGUUUUUUUGGGGUGAGGGGGUUUGUACCCUUUGGUAAUCAUGGAGAGACUUCCUGUCGCUGUCGUACUGCUGUCGCUUCUGAAAGUGUCAGCAUGCGUUCAGGUGAUCGUUCCCUACACGCAGUACAGCACGCUUUUGUUUGCCAAAGUGGUCCUUCGCUGCGACUACUCCACCUCUGCAAACCCCCAAAACGUUAUUCUCACAUGGACUUUCAAGUCUUUCUGCAUGGACCCUGUACUGCAGUAUUACUCCACAGCAUACCAGGCUCAACUACAGUUGGGACAAGAUCCAUCAAAUGACUGUCCAGACCGUGACCGGACAAUACGCACUGUGGUCCAGAAAACAGGAAGCAACCAGCCUAUACUGGGAACAGAGUACCAGGAACGGAAGAUUUCCGUCCAAAACCUGGCAGAUCUGGUGAUCAAUGAGGUGAUGUGGUGGGACAACGGGAUGUAUGUCUGCAAUGUUAAUGCUCCUGGAGACACCAGUGGGAUCACUUCCAAAGAAGUCAAACUCAUUGUCUACAACUGGUUGACUGCGUUGCUCAUCAUCAUCGGUGCCCUCCUUCUCAUCAUGCUCUUAUGCAUCUGCUGCUGCCAGUGCUGCCCUCAGAUAUGCUGCUGCUAUGUCCGCUGUCCCUGCUGCCCACAGAGGUGCUGCUGUCCUGAGAAAGCUGUGAUGCAGCAUCGUAUGGUGAAGCAGGCUCAGAAGGCCAUGAAUCCUUGGUUAGGAGGACAACCAAUAUAUGCACCACUGAGCCACGCCUCCAGCCAGAUGAACCCAAUGCUCUACGCUGGGUCUGUUGCAGGGAGCAACAUCCCUUUAAAGACUAUGCCUCUCCCUCCUCCUCAGUCUUCAGCUUACAGCAUGCCCCCUCCCAGUGUCCAAGGUAACCGCACACCAGCCAAUAACAAUCACAUGCUCGAAUACCUGGAGAACCAAGUGAGGGGGUUGGACAUGACCAGUCCUCUUCUACAGUCCCAGCCAGCCCCCCCAUCUCACGCCCAGCACUAUGCACCUCCUGCCCAGCAAUACGCGCCUCCUUCCCACCACAUGCCUGUCAAUGUCCCAUUUUCACCAGGCCCCCCCAGCAUGAUCUCUGCCCUCAACGAUGGCCCAGCAGAGCGUCGUGUCAUUACGCUUCCGCCAAUAAGAGAGUCGCAGUUAGGCAGAGUUCCACCUCCUGCGCCCAAGACCCGGCCACCGAGUUCCAGCGAGAGCAGCCGCAGUGGCUACACUCGUCGCGACGAGCAAGGGGGAGCGGGCAGACGUUACCCGUCACCUACCAGAUCUAGAGGUAUUCCCCGGAGCUACAGCGAGGAGUCACUGGAUGGGCGGGGUCGCAGCCGGGCACGAGAAGGCAUGGACCGCCCUCGAUCCCGUUCCAGGGAUGACUUGUUUGACAGCAGGUCCAGAGGGAAUUACUCUCCCCCAGCAGCACAACACUCGAGGGGAGGGUCCUGGAGCUCAGAUGAGGGAAGCAGCAGAAGAGGGGCGGUGGGAGGUGCAAGGAGAGGAGGUGGAGGCUGGUCCGAUAAACCUCCCAGUUACACAGAGUAUGAGCCGGGACAGAAACCAGGAGCACGAAGAAAUGAUUAUUACUCUGAUAAGGCGUCUCGCAGUGGGAACAGCAUCGUCAUCUGAGCCCUCCAUCUGCGAAACACACUGACUUCUGUUUCAGAGAGCAAGCCAACUCAUUAGCCUGUUGUCUGGCUCUGGGUAAACCCUUUAUAUGCCCAUAUAUAUUUUAUUUUAUUUCUUUUUUUUAAUCUGUGAAAUGACUAACACUUUGUACAUCUGAUGAAGGACAUAAACUCUGAGAUUGAAAAAUCCAGAUAUUCGUCAUGCUUUCCCCUCUUACAGGUGGAUAGAGGUCAAAUGGCUCAUGAGAGAAGGGAAACCUUUUAAAUUAAAUUAAACCAAAUCAUGAUUGUAACUCUGAAGAAAUUGUGGUAAUACUCCCCUCGGCUGGUUUGUUAGUCUAAAGAAAUUAUUCAGAAGGAAAUUUGGACUAAAAGCUUGUUGCGUGUUUUUUUUGUGUGCUGAAGCUCUAUUUAUUUGGUAGUUAAUUCAUAUAAGGGAUAAAGUCAUGAAACAAACGCUACAAGGUGCAAAAGCAAAGUCUCUCAGGGUGAGUAAGCAUUUUUGUUUUUGUUACAUUAUAAUUUAUAGUUUAAACCACAUCAAUAUGAUUAACUUUUAAUGCUUUUGUUAAAUCACAAAAUAUUGCUUUCACAUCUCUAUAAUGUCUUUAGUGUCUUUUGUAUUUGCUAUAUUUUAAAAGAAAAUGCAUACAUUGCUUGGCUAUGGUUAGAAAAUGCAUGUGUGCAUAACUUGUAUUUAGGAGAUACUAGGAGUAAAUUAGUCAUACAGUCAAUGGAGUGACGGACCUUUUUGAUUCAUUCACUAUUAUUACAAGCUAUUUUUUCUCUUUUUAAAAAAACUGUACAGUCACUUUGUCAUAGUACUUCAAUAAGUCUUUGACAUCUGGGGUACAACGUACCUGUGAGUUGCUCUUCUUCCUGUUUGACCUUUGAGCAACUUGAUAGUCGCACAUGGUGUGUCGAUAAGGGCUUCAAAUCUUUGCGAUGUUCCACAUGUAGAGAGAAAUCAUCAAAGUAGGUUGCCAUAUCUUAUCACACUGCCACUGUUUUCUUGACAGCCAUAGUUUUUAAUAUUCUGAACUAUUUGCAUAUCUAAAUAUAGCCUUAAAUGCAAAAGCAAUAUCAAAGUAUGUAUCCAAAACCUAUAAAUUAUCAGACAUCGACUGUACACCCCAAACCCCAAAACAAUUCACAGUAGAACUGUAAAACUUCUAAAAGCCUAAAUAUGAUGCAAAUUAAAGCUGAUGGCAGGACGGUUUAUGUAAAGGUGAAGGUGUUGCAGGGGAAUUAUAGUUUUGGGGUGUUUUUUGUUUGUUUGUUUGUUUGUUUUUUGUUGUUUUUUUGUUUGCUUGUUUGUGGGCUUUUUACAUACUGGCAAAGUCAGUUGUUUUUGCGCUUUAAUGUCGAUUUUCUUUCUUUCUUUUUAUUGUCUUAAUGUCAUUUUCA
Molecule: messenger RNA, 3211 nt
Organism: Neolamprologus brichardi
Lineage: Eukaryota; Metazoa; Chordata; Actinopteri; Cichliformes; Cichlidae
Gene: ildr1a
Product: immunoglobulin-like domain containing receptor 1a
Cellular component (GO): plasma membrane
Molecular function (GO): high-density lipoprotein particle receptor activity
Source: RefSeq, a predicted model, not a curated record